AUGCAUGGCUCUUCCCCACAGGACAGCUCUUCCGAGAGCAACGUCGAUCGCUGUGUGACCCAAGACCUCCAACAUCCGUCCACUCAGGUAAAACAAUAUAGCAGUGCUACACAUUCAAAACUUUACUGACAGCUCGCCCGAGAGCGACGUUGAUCGCCGCAUGACCCCAGCCCACCAGCAUCCGUCCAUUCAGGUAAAACAACAUAGCAAUUGAAAUCGCAUGAACUUAAAAGGUAGACUGACACCAUUAAACAGUAGGGAAUUGGUCACAGAAGGGACUUGAACAUUUGUGGCGAAAUGUAACUGCAAUGAUGACUUAGCCAUCCUAGAAGUUAGCAGGUUUUCAGGUAAAAUGGGAAUGUAGUUCCUCAACAGGUCAGAUAUUUGGGGAUGGUGUUUAAAAUAUCCACUAUGCAAUAUAUUUAAUGCUGAGUGCCUAACAGAGACUCAUACGGUCACAUUUUCUAAAAACUUGGUAUGGCUUGGCCAGGAUCGAACACCCAACCUUCUGACUUCAAAACAGAAACUCUUACCACAUGACUACAGGGUAGGCUCAAUAUAUGGAAACAAUACCAAAGUACAGGUUGAUGACUGAGAGGUGCAUGCUGUCAACAGUUUUUGUUGGCUGUCUUCUCCUCUGUUACAUUAUUCUCCUCCUGCAUUUGUCUACUUCCUGUUCCACUGUCUGUUUCUUAGUGAUCUGCCUUCCUUCAUGUUAACAGUACGGCUAUAAGCCUCCUUCUGACCUGGAUAUCUAAUAUAAUAUGCCAUUUAGCAGACGCUUUUAUCCAAACGACUUACAGUCAUGUGUGCAUACAUUUUUAUGUAUGGGUGGUCCCGGGGAUCAAACCCACUACCCUGGCGUUACAAGUGCCAUGCUCUACCAAUUGAGCUAUAGAGGACCACAUAUCUGUUGUGCUUACAGGGAGACAACGCAGGUGGAGACAACACAGAUGGACCAGGUAGGGACAUCAUAAAUCAAGUCGGAGGACAAGGAGGGGGGGGGGAGAAAAGGCUAAAUCUAUCCAAUCAAAUUAAUUAAAUCAAAUGUAUUUAUUUAAAGCCCUUGUUACAUCAACAGAUGUCACAAAGUGCUAUACAGAAACCCAGCCUAAAACUCCAAACCGCAAGCAAUGCAGAUGUAGAAGCACGGUGGCUAGGAAAAACUCCCUAGAAAGAACCUAGGAAGAAACCUAGAGAGCCCUUUGUUGAUGAGUGUGUCUCUUGAGAGUGACAUGCCAGUUGAGAGGGACACCCACAAAUGUACGUGUAAAGUUUACUAUGCAUUUGUGAUUCCCCUGCUCGCUGCAAAGAACAGAAUAUCAAACAAUUAAAUGGUGAACAUGGGUGCAACUGGUGCUAUCACAAAGGAGAAGUGGUAGAAAAGGGCAAUGUGUUCACUAGAGUGUAUCUGCUUGAGGGUGAGGCAGAGCCACGCACAGACACUUAACACUGCAUAGAGGUUGCCUUGGUGGUACAGUCAGGGAACAUCAUACAAGGUGUUAAGGGCCCAUCUCCUUUAAUGUGCAUGAUUGCAGGGUUUGCUUUUGAUUACAUGCACGGCAUCUUACUUGGCAUAUGUCGGCAAAUGACUACACUGUAGUUUGAGUCCAAAUAUCACCCUGAGUCCUGGUACAUUGGAAGAGAAAUAUAGCGCAUAAACAAAAGAUUGCUUGCCAUAAAACCACCUGUAAAUGUGACAAGACCACCACGCUCAAUUCAUUUUGUUGACGUUGGCAGAUGCACAAUAAGAGACCUAGAGCCUGUGGGAUUCUUAAAGAGAUUGGCAUUUCAAAUUAGGUUCAAUUAAUCAAAUGCACAGACAUCCGUAGCACCUGUGUUUACCUGAAAGACAUCCCAGGUGUACAAGGGAACUACAUCUGUUUACAGCCCAACAAAUGGUUGAACCACUUAACCACUUAACUUAACUGCAUACAACCUCUUUUACAUUGUAUUUCUUUCUUUCUUUCUUUCUUUAUUCAGAGUAUGUAUGAAUGAAGGUGUUUCUUAAACUGGCAGCAUGAACUAUAAUUGCAUUAUUACAUUGACUGAAGUGUGGGCCUACUGAAACCAUUAUCAAUUGUGUUGGUAUCUAUCAAAUACAAAUAGCAUACACUAUAUUUAUUGAAUGUGGAUAUUGUCAUUUAUUACAUUUCUCAUCUGCUGAGUUGAAAUGUCUGAAAUUGCACUAUAAGUCUCUUUACUCUGUUGUCACAACUUACUGUAUCUCAAAUCCUGUCGUUAAUUUGAAAUUGCCAUAUCCUGCAGGAAUAUCAAAAUCCUGCAGGGUUCGGUCCUGCAGAAUUCCUGCAGGAAUUGUCAUGUUUGUGCAGGAUUUUCAACAUUUCUGCAGGACAAUUCAUACUCCAGCAUCAGGGACUUUUCCUGCAGGAUUCCUGCAGGACACCUGCACAAUUCCUUUACAAAAGGUUGAAUUCCUGCAGGAUUCCUGUAGGACUUUUUUGUAAGUGUCAUCUCUGUGUAGGUGAUAUUGUGCAAUUCGCCCUACAUCGCUAACCCACAUUUUAUUGUAUUCCACCUACUCCAAUAACAAAAAGAACACCAUUGAUGUUCAGCCUUACCUUAAAAAAAUAUUUUCAUACUCAAACUCAAUUCCUUGAAAAUGCUGCUCUAUUUCUGCAGUUCAUGCCCUCUGGGCUCCCGAGUGGCGCAGCGGUCUAAGGCACUGCAUCUCAGUGCUUGAGGCGUCACUACAGACCCCCUGGUUCGAUUCCAGGCUGUAUCACAACCGGCCGUGAUUGGGAGUCCCAUAGGGCGGCGCACAAUUGGCCCAGCGUCGUCUGGGUUUGGCCGGUGUAUGCCGUCAUUGUAAAUAAGAAUUUGUUCUUAACUGACUUGCCUAGUUAAAUAAAGAAUAAAAAAAAUAAAAAAUAAAUGUGCAGUUCUCAACCACUGCUACAGUGACCUAGCCUAUAUAAAUAUUGUUUUUCAGAGUCAAACUCAGACACAAGACCCUGACAAUCAAUUCCUCAGCAUAACUCCUUCUCUUCUUCUGCAGUGCCCCCUGAUUCAGGUAACAGAACUUGGUCCAAUCUUCACCAGUGUUACAGUGACCUACAUAAGACCCCAAUUAACAACAACAACGUAUAGGCUCUGACCCAGAAACACACAUCUAAUGUGUUUGUCACCCAGAUCACUGUGCAGAAUUAUAAUUUCAUUUUCCCUAUUAAGUGGGCUUGACAGAUGGGUCACCGCAGUACACGUUGUGGUGGAACUGAACCAUUAACAUUCUAAUGUGUGUGGAAUUGUUAGUAAUUGGUGCAGCGCUAUUUAGCUUUGUCAUUACUGCAAACAACCUUAUCAAAUCAAAUCAAAUCAAAUCAAAUUUUAUUGGCCACAUGCGCCAAAUACAACAGGUGCAGACAUUACAGUGAAAUGCUUACUUACAGCCCUUAACCAACAGUGCAUUUAUUUUUAAUAAAAAAGUAAAAUAAAACAACAACAAAAAAGUGUUGAGAAAGAAGAGCAGAAGUAAAAUAAAAUAACAGUAGGGAGGCUAUAUAUACAGGGGAGGUACCGGUGCAGAGUCAAUGUGCGGGGGCACCGGUUAGUUUAGGUAGUUGAAGUAAUAUGUACAUGUGGGUACAGUUAAAGUGACUAUGCAUAAAUAAUUAACAGAGUAGCAGCAGCGUAAAAAGAUGGGGUGGGGGGGCAGUGCAAAUAGUCCGGGUAGCCAUGAUUAGCUGUUCAGGAGUCUUAUGGCUUGGGGGUAGAAGCUGUUGAGAAGUCUUAUGGACCUAGACUUGGCACUCCGGUACUGCUUGCCGUGCGGUAGCAGAGAGAACAGUCUAUGACUAGGGUGGCUGGAGUCUUUGACAAUUUUGAGGGCCUUCCUCUGACACCGCCUGGUAUAGAGGUCCUGGAUGGCAGGAAGCUUGGCCCCAGUGAUGUACUGGGCCGUACGCACUACCCUCUGUAGUGCCUUGCGGUCGGAGGCCAAGCAGUUGCCAUACCAGGCGGUGAUGCAACCAGUCAGGAUGCUCUCAAUGGUGCAGCUGUAGAAUUUGUUGAGGAUCUGAGGACCCAUUCCAAAUCUUUUCAGUCUCCUGAGGGGGAAUAGGCUUUGUUGUGCCCUCUUCACGACUAUCUUGGUGUGUUUGGACCAUGAUAGUUCGUUGGUGAUGUGGACACCAAGGAACUUGAAGCUCUCAACCUGUUCCACUACAGCCCCGUCGAUGAGAAUGGGGGCGUGCUCAGUCCUCUUUUUUUUUCCUGUAGUCCACAAUCAUCUCCUUUGUCUUGGUCACGUUGAGGGAGAGGUUGUUAUCCUGGCACCACACAGCCAUGUCUCUGACCUCCUCCCUAUAGGCUGUCUCAUCGUUGUCGGUGAUCAGGCCUACCACUGUUGUGUCGUCGGCAAACUUAAUGAUGAUGUUGGAGUCAUGCCUGGCCAUGCAGUCAUGGGUGAACAGGUAGUACAGGAGGGGACUGAGCACGCACCCCUGAGGGGCCCCCGUGUUGAGGAUCAGUGUGGCAGAUGUGUUGUUACCUACCCUUACCACCUGGGGGCGGCCCAUCAGGAAGUCCAGGAUCCAGUUGCAGAGGGAGGUGUUUAGUCCCAGGAUCCUUAGCUUAGUGAUAAGCUUUGAGGGCACUAUGGUGUUGAAUGCUGAGCUGUAGUCAAUGAAUAGCAUUCUCACGUAGGUGUUCCUCUUGUCCAGGUGGGAAAGGGCAGUGUGGAGUGCAAUAGAGAUUGCAUCAUCUGUGGAUCUGUUGGGGCGGUAUGCAAAUUGGAGUGGGUCUAGGGUUUCUGGGAUAAUGGUGUUGAUGUGAGCCAUGACCAGCUUUUCAAAGCACUUCAUGGCUACAGAAGUCAGUGCUACGGGUCGGUAGUCAUUUAGGCAGGUUAUCUUAGUGUCCUUGGGCACGGGGACUAUGGUGGUCUGCUUGAAACAUGUUGGUAUUACAGACUCAGUCAGGGACAUGUUGAAAAUGUCAGUGAAGACACUUGCCAGUUGGUCAGCACAUGCUCGGAGUACACGUCCUGGUAAUCCGUCUGGCCCUGCGGCCUUGUGAAUGUUGACCUGCUUAAAAGUCUUACUCACAUCGGCUAUGGAGAGCGUGAUCACAUAGUCAUCCGGAACAGCUGGUGCUCUCAUGCAUGCUUCAGUGUUGCUUGCAUCGAAGCGAGCAUAGAAGUGGUUUAGCUCGUCUGGUAGGCUUGUUUCACUGGGAAGCUCGCGGCUGUGCUUCCCUUUGUAGUCUGUAAUAGUUUUCAAGCCCUGCCACAUCCGACGAGCGUCAGAGCCGGUGUAGUACGAUUCAAUCUUAGUCCUGUAUUGACUCUUUGCCUUUUUGAUGGUUCAUCGGAGGGCAUAGUGGGAUUUCUUAUAAGCGUCCGGGUUAGAGUCCCGCUCCUUGAAAACGGCUGUAUGUGUAGAGCCAUUGUCAUAUCACUGUUUAAUAAUUUUCAUUUAAUCAUUUUCAGACUUAAAUCCGCUGGUGUAACACGGAUGUCAAGUACUUCAAGAAAGAGAGAAUACAAUAGAAUCUGGACUAAAUUGUCAAGGGAGAAAACCAACCUUAAGAAAAAAAGGGUAGAGAAGGAAGACAUGGAAAGUGGAUCUAGUCUCAUCAGCCAGUCUGACACAAAGAGUGAAGAUACCAGUUCUACUUAAUCUGAGAGCAAAAUUGAGUCAGAUAGUGAAGUUGAGGCAGUGGAAGGUACUCCUCCAAGACUGCCAACACAUGCUGACGAAGAGUCAGAUGGUGAACUUCAGACAGUAGGUGGUACUCCUCCAAGACUGCCAACACACGCUGAGGAAGAGUCAGAUGGUGAACAUGAGGCAGUAGGUGGUACCAUGCCAAGACUGCCAUCACACAGUGACAUAGAUUCAGAGUCUGAAGCCAAUGCUGGUUGUGCAAUUCAGGAGACAACUGACUCUGACAAUGAUGAUGUUGAAAAAGAUUAUACCUUCAGAGAGGACCUGACAACCUGGAUAAGUGAUUUCCAAGUGAAACACAAUGCUGUUGAUGCACUUCUGAAGAUGCUGCAGUCUAAUGGUUACCCAGAUUUGCCUUCCACUGCUAGAACUCUCCUAGAAAAUACCAAUGUUUUUGUUGAAGUCAAGUCUAAUGUGGAGUUGUCAGAUUUAAAGUGAAGGUGGAGUUAGUGAAACAUCUAAGCAUCUAUCCUUAAUCUGUGGUUGGAGAUAUGAAUGUUUUAGAAAUAUCCCUUAAUCUGGAUGGUCUCUCUUUGUUCAAAAGUACCAAUAUGUCGAUAUGGCCACUUUUGUUCUCCAUCAAUCUAUCACCACCCACAAUGUUUCCUCUGUCACUUGCAAUGGCAUCAUCGAAACCAAGCUCCCUGGAAUUCCUCAAUGACACUUUGCUGGAGCUUAAAGAGUUGAUGCAGACUGGCUUGAAGAGGGGAGACACAACACUGCAAGUGAAAGUUUGAUCUGUAACAUGUGAUGCACCUGCAAAAGCCAUGGUAAAAUGCAUAAAGAUGUAUUCUGGCUACUAUGGCUGUGACCGGUGCACACAAAAAGGCAGGUAUGAUAGGAGGAUGACGUACCCGUAGGUAAAAAACCUGUGUCUCAGAACUGACAAAUCCUUUAGGGAAUUGGUACAGCCAGAACAUCACCAUGAAGGGAAAACCUCUCCUUUUUGCAUCCUCCCCAUUGAUAUGGUGAAGUCAUUCCCAAUUGACUAUAUGCACCUUUGUUGCCUCGGAGUAACCCGGAAGCUCUUGAUGAUGUGGACUAGGGGAAAGACUGGGGCCAGGUUGUCGUUGGUGCAAGUCAAGGAGGUCAGUCAACGACUAAACCGACUAAAGGAUUCAAUUCCAGACUGCUUUGCUCGCAAACCACGGGGAUUGGAUGACCUUGACCGUUGGAAGGCCACAUAAUUCAGACAGUUUCUACUCUAUACUGGGAAAGUAGUGCUGAGAAGAAUCUUGUCUAAAGAACAGUAUACACACUUCAUGGCCUUCAGUGUGGCCAUGUGCAUUUUGGUUUCUCCUCAACUUUCUUCAAUCCACAGUGCCUAUGCUCAUGCUUUACUGAACUUCUUUGUGGAGCAGGGAAGGAUUUUGUAUGGAGACACAUUUCUAGUGUAUAAUGUUCACUCCAUCCUACACCUCAUUGCUGAUGCUGAAGAACAUGGCUGCCUUGACAACUGUAGUGCUUUCAAGUUUGAGAACUACUUGCAACAACUAAAGAAGAUGGUCCGUUCAGGGAGGUGGCCAAUUGUGCAAAUCUGUAAAAGAGUGCAAGAACGCACAGUUAGAGCUUCUCCCGCCAACAGGUCAUCAAAAUGAGACGGCCAAACAAUGCCUACAUACUUAAUGAUAGGUCAAGCUGUGAGGUAGUGAGCCAAGAAGAUGUCUCUGAUAAUUACCUCUGCAGCAUCUGGAAUCUUACAUGCUGAGUCCUUGUGACUCAAGACUGUAUUGGACUUUCUGCACCACUACGAGGAGCACACAAAUGCAUCUCAUUGCAAAGAGCAGUCUUGUUAAGCAAGCUAUUAUACUUGAGGAGGACCAUGGCACUCGUGUUGUGCUUACAAUCUUGCACAGCCUGUAGUAAGCCCCAUUUAGCUACAGUCAAGUUCACAAGCUGUAUUAGUUUUGCAAACUAUCUUGGCUGGUAAAUCAAGAGACUGAACAGUGUGGAAUUGGUGUUUUUGUUUUUCUGCACAGGGUACACAGCGUUAUUAUGUUGUACAUUUUGUAAAAGAGAACACUGUUGAAGUUGUACCAGAGUAGUGGGUGGAGAAGAGAGAUGGGGUGAGUUGAUCAGUUAAAUGGUUUACCCUUUUCAAGCAAAGAGAUGGAUAAAUAGGUAACUUUAAACAGUGUCUCAUAUCUUGCAGGUCCAGUGUUGCUACUGGCCAAGAAAUGCCAGCGGAACAAUGAUUAAGAGAGGAGACCGGUCUGACAAAAUAUUAUGGGAGAAGUACAGAAUUUCCAUAUUUUCAUCCGCUGGUAAAAUAAUAUUUUACUGUAUCCAUCCACUCCCAUUUAUAUUGCAAUGUAUGUUUGGUUGUGUGGCUCUGGAGCAGGUUGCAUCAGUUGAACAUACUCCUUUACGUAAGGUUAGUUCCAACAUAGAAUAUGUUCUAAGCCAGGCGUAACCUGUGUCACCACCUGGUUGUAAGUAAUAGCUUUUGCUACGCCAGGGUGUAAAAACUAAGUGUAAUGUGGGGUAGACGUAUAGUAUAAAUCUAUAACUAGUUUCCAAGGUAAGUGUUUCAUGACUAGUCAUGUCGCAUCUUGCUCAAUUUUCUAAAUCAUUAUGUCGGGCAUAGGUAGGCCCAACUUAUCUCUUACGCCUUAUUAGCGUUUAACUGGUGCAACCCACUCCUGGUCAGUAGAGUCAGUAACUUCCCCCUCUUAAGUACUAUAUGUAUUUGCUGAAAGUAUUACUAUGUGAAUUACAAAUACUCAACACCCUGUUUUUCCAGUGUUAAUAGGAAAGUAUUUAUGACUAUGUUUAUUGCAAGUACAGACAAUUACUCUGUGGCAGAGCAACGAGCCAAACAGGGGGUUGACACCUCCAAUGUUGAAUCUGACAAGGAACCAGCGAAGAGGGCGGUGACUAAACCAAUCAGAUUCCGUGUACAGCCACCUGGUGAGGAUUUCUUAACUACUCUUAUUCCAUUGUGUGUAUUACAUGCAUCAGGAAGUAGAUGAAAUAAAUGACAAUUGUUUUGUAUCGUGCUUCGUAAGAUGAUGAUGGAAGUGAGGCACUCCAGAAAAAGACAAAUGAACCCAGACAAGCCCAGCGUACAGUGCCCCAGCUUCCACCAGCCCCUUGUGGUAAGAUCCUGCAUUAGGCUACUAGGUCAUUAAAUGUAUAAUCAGCAAGUUGAUGGUAAGUUUGACACACGUUCAAGUAUGUGGGUGAAGAAAAGCUUACAGUUAAUGCAAGUACUAGUCUUAAAUUGAGACGGCAAGAAAUCAUAACCUAAUGACAGUUGAUAUGACAAGAAAUUACCACACACAUCUGAUCUUACAUUUACGUUUUACAUUUACGUCAUUUAGCAGACGCUCUUAUCCAGAGCGACUUACAAAUUGCUGCAUUCAACUUAUGAUAGCCAGUGGGACAACCCCUUUAUUUUAUAUUUUUUUUAUGGGGAGGGGGGAUAGAAGGAUUACUUUUCUACUAUUCAAGGUAUUCCUUAAAGAGGUAGGGUUUCAAGUGUCUCCGGAAGGUGGUCAGUGACUCCGCUGUCCUGGCGUCGUGGGGGAGCUUGUUCCACCAUUGGGAUGCCAGAGCAGCGAAUAGCUUUGACUGGGCUGAGCGUGAACCGUGCUUCCAUAGAGGUAGGGGGGCUAGCAGGCCAGAGGUGGAUGAAUGUAGUGCCCUUGUUUGGGUGUAGGGUCUGAUCAGAGCCUGAAGGUAAGGAGGUGCCGUUCCCCUCACAACUCCGUGGGCAAGCACCAUGGCCUUGUAGUAGAUGCGAGCCUCAACUGGAAGCCAGUGGAGUGUGCGGAGGAGCGGGGUGACAUGAGAGAACUUGGGAAGGUUGAAAACCAGACGGGCUGCAGCGUUCUGGAUAAGUUGUAGGGGUUUAAUGGCACAGGCAGAGAGCCCAGCCAACAGCGAGUUGCAGUAAUCCAGACGGGAGAUGACAAGUGCCUGGAUUAGGACCUGUGCCGCUUUCUGUGUAAGGUAGAGUCAUACUCUGCAAAUGUUGUAGAGCAUGAACCUGCAGGAUCGGGUCACUGCUUUGAUGUUAGCGGAGAACGACAGGGUGUUGUCCAGGGUCACGCCUAGGUUCUUUGCACUCUGGGAGGAGGACACAAUGGAGUUGUCAACCGUGAUGGCGAGAUCAUGGAGCUGGCAGCUCCGUCUUGUCGAGGUUCAGCUUGAGGUGGUGACGCGACAUCCACACUGAUAUGUCUGCCAGACAUGCAGAGAUGCGAUUCGCCACCUGGUUAUCAGAAGGGGGAAAGGAGAAAAUGAAUUGUGUUUCGUCUGCGUAGCAAUGAUAGGAGAGACCAUGUGAGGAUAUGACAGAGCCAAGUGACUUGUUGUAUAGAGAGAAUAGGAGAGGGCCUAGAACUGAGCCCUGGGGGACACCAGUGGUGAGAGCACGUGGUGCGGAGACAGAUUCUCGCCACGCCACCUGGUAGGAGCGACCUGUCAGGUAGGACUCAAUCCAAGAGUGAGCAACGCCGGAGAUGCCCAACUCGGAGAGGGUGGAGAGGAGGAUCUGAUGGUUGACAGUAUCAAAGGCAGCAGAUAGGUCUAGAAGGAUAAGAGCAGAGGAGAGAGAGUUAGCUUUAGCAGUGCGGAGAGCCUCCGUGACACAGAGAAGAGCAGUCUCAGUUGAAUGACCAGUCUUGAAACCUGACUGGUUUGGAUCAAGAAGGUCAUUCUGAGAGAGAUAGCAGGAGAGUUGGCUAGAGACGGCACGCUCAAGAGUUUUGGAGAGAAAGAAAGAAGGGAUACUGGUCUGUAGUUGUUGACAUCGGAGGGAUCGAGUGUAGGUUUUUUGAGGAGGGGUGCAACUCUCGCUAUCUUGACAUACUUGAUUAUUAGUCACAUUACCAAAUUGUAACAGUUAUUUUUUUAAAUGUUAUUAGCAACUUCAAGAGCCAGUGUUUUUGAAAAGACCCUACAAGGUACAUCAUGUUUCAAGUCUGAUAAACGAGCCUACUUUCACAAAGUUCUGUUACCACCAACUGUAUGGGAUGAACAGGAAAAUCUGUUACGUGUGUACUGUAAAUGUGGUAACGGUUUGACAUCUGUGAUGUUCUCUGAAGUUGCAGAUUGUGCCACCUCAAGCCAGAGCGACAGUAAGUGUCUGGUUGUAGUUUGUUAGGGUAAACAAUUGAAUUGUAUGAAGUAUUACAGUAUAGCUUUACAAACCUUUCAAUGCCACUCAAUAGAAUACAAUUACCAUCAAAUUUUUGCAUGUUAGGUUAUUUAAAGUCUUAUUACUACUGUUAGAACUUUCCAAAUACUUGUGGUGCUGUGUAUGGGUGAAACUUGUAUUUACAACAGUAGUGAAAUCACCCUAUUCUUCUGGCGUAAAACCAGAAAAGUGUGAAAAGUGUGAUGCCAUGUUUGUAAAUAUCUGUAUGUAUUUGCCAUCAAACUAAAAGCAUUAUUUAAAAAAAAAAAAUAUGCUUAGCAUUUAUUUUUGUUGGGAUUCAUUAACCUUCCCACGGAGCUCCUGACUGACAUCCCAUCACUUUGGGUUCUGUGCCAGUUUCAAAAGCAUGCAAAGUAUAUCUUAAUUUUUUUCCUUCUGUUUUCUCAGUUAGUCCAAGUGGCAGCCAGGAAGAAGCUGGCCAAGACAGAGCAUCAGAAUCAGGUUUCUUUAGCCAUCAAGAUAUUGAUCUCGAAAUCGUAAAUGUAGAAAGUUUAAAUAACAGCAUGAUUUUUUACUUAUAUUUUAGACCAAGAGCUGCCAUCCCUGCUUGAUGAGCCUGUGGCUUCUGAGAUGCCCGCUGGAUACAUUGAAGGUAUAUUAUGCUAGCCUAUAUGUUACAAAAUGUUGCUUCUCUUGUAUUAUCAACAUCAAUUCCAAAUUGUAUGGCUGUCAGCAGAUAUAUGGUUAUCAAAACUACUAAUAUAUAUGAGGGGUGGAUAUUUUGAUCGAGGUAUUGAGAUGAGGAUAAUGGUGAAACUGGAGAUGAUCCGUACAGAGUUCAAGACUGCUCUGAACCAAGUUAUGGAGGCCAUAGAGGCCCGGCAGCCAAAGGAGUCGGAAUCCUUGGGGCAACUUGAAAUGCUACAAAACCCUGCAGAAACAAAUGAGGAACUGAAGGAUAUCUGUGAAACACUUAAAGACUCCCACUAUCGAAAGAAAAUGGUAGGGAUGGCCAUUUAAAAUGUAUCUGUUUGUGAAAUCUACAUCAAGUAUUUUAACAGCAAUUGACAAAAAUAUGUUAGCUGUUGAUCAAGAGCCCCUUGAAUGCGUCCAGAUUUGAGAGAAGAUUGCAACCUGCAAUAUUUUUGAAUCCAAAUAUCUUAAUGUCAACGAAAUGCAGUUGUCAUAUAUGCCAUAUGCCUAUAUAGUGUUUGGAUUGAUUUCCCAAUUAACACUUAACUUAUCUUAAGAAGAAGCGAUCAGCCCUCUGCCUGUUUUAGCAAGUAGUUAGUUUUAGCCCAUGAUUACAUGAUACACUACAAAAAUGAUUUCUCAUUACUAUCAAUCAGAACUGUAUGGCCAGCUGUUUUUGCUGAGGAACACACAAAUGAAUGGGAUUUUUUAAAGUAUAUAUAUAUAUUUUUUUUAUCAGAUCCGAUACCCGACCCUCUGCCGUGGCCUGGACCUGGGCUCAGGAAUCAGACAAAUGAUGAGAAAAAUUGGAACAGAGGAG
Coregonus sp. 'balchen' is the source of this 12301-nucleotide messenger RNA. Lineage: Eukaryota; Metazoa; Chordata; Actinopteri; Salmoniformes; Salmonidae. The record is from the annotation of a GenBank genome assembly.